CCUCUGAAUUGUAGUGGAGUAUAACUAUAAAGUUGUGGUAUGAAAAGUAAAUACUCAGAUACAGUGGUUCCUCAAAAUUUUACAGUAUUUUAGUAAAUGUAGGCUCAUGUUGAUUUCCGAUUUCCGAAUUACCGAGUUUCGAGAACUACCUUAUAUAGUUGCUCUGCUGUGUAGUCGCAAUAUUUCCGACAGCACUUAAAUGCACCAACAAACACACUUCGGACAGCGAAGCGGUGAAGAACCACCGAAGGAAUCCAGAAGAGUUACAAGUGCCAAGUUGACAAACCGUAAAGAAGGAGGAGUAACGAGCUCGUUUUUUUAGACAAGGUGGGUUAACUGUAAGUAUUGACUCCCUAGAUAAGUAUCUCUCUCCCUUUUCCCUCUCAACAUAAGUUAGUUGUUUGAGUUGUGGAGUUAAGUAGCUAGCUAGUUAACAGGAAAGCGGAACUAGCAAGCUAGCACAUUAGCUGGGUUACCGAGUUGCCCGCGGUUCCUGCCUGUUUACGAUCCGUACAACCCUACUGCAAUUUUUCAGACAAUGCCGCAGAAUAUCGAGCUCGGUGCCACGGGGGGAGCCUCCAAUACAAACAGCAGAAACAUGGAAGACAUGACUGUGGAGCAGAUGACCAUGAAGGCCAACCAAGUGACGGAUGAGUCACUGGAAAGCACCCGGAGGAUGCUGCAGAUGGCAGAGGAGAGCAAACAGACUGGCGCCAACACCAUGGUGAUGUUGGAGCAGCAAGGAGAGCAGCUGAGACAUGUGGACGAGGGAUUGGACAAGAUCAACCAGGAUAUGAGACAGGCUGAGAAAAACCUGACAGACCUCUCCAAGUGCUGCGGCCUCUGUGUCUGCCCCUGUAACAGGGUGUCGUCUAUCGAGCAUGACUCACAAUACAAACGUACCUGGGGUAUCAGAGGAGCUGACGGGGAAGUCGACUCCAAUGGCUCAAACGUAGUCUCUAAGCAGCCCUCAGGUGUUGGCAAUGGCCAGGCUGGCCAGGUGAACUCGGCGCCUUCAGGCCCCUACAUCAAGAGGAUAACCAACGAUGCACGCGAAGAUGAAAUGGAGGAGAAUCUGGACGCGGUGGGCAGCAUCGUUGGCAAUCUGAAAAAUAUGGCUAUGGAAAUGGGCAAUGAGAUAGACCAGCAGAACAAACAUAUUGACAGCAUCACUGGCAAGGCGGAAAUGAACAGGCUUCGUAUUGAUGAAGCAAACCAGAGAGCCAACAAGCUCCUCAAGUAGACAAGGAACCCUGCUUCUGCCAGUUUUAUCUAUCAACCUUGAGCCUCUGUCGCCACACUCAUACACACACUGCAUACACAUGCACAAACACAUGCACAGCUCUUUAACAUAAAAAAAA
This is a messenger RNA of Etheostoma spectabile (orangethroat darter), 1361 nucleotides long. It is a transcript of the gene snap23.1, whose product is annotated as synaptosome associated protein 23.1. Bases 539 to 1243 code for a protein of 234 amino acids. Gene Ontology annotation, cellular component: plasma membrane; SNARE complex. Gene Ontology annotation, biological process: synaptic vesicle priming; synaptic vesicle fusion to presynaptic active zone membrane; exocytosis. The record is from RefSeq and is a predicted model, not a curated record. The transcript is spliced from 8 exons. NCBI's taxonomy places the organism in Eukaryota, Metazoa, Chordata, Actinopteri, Perciformes, Percidae. Gene Ontology annotation, molecular function: syntaxin binding; SNAP receptor activity.